Exophiala xenobiotica is the source of this 1151-nucleotide messenger RNA. RefSeq lists its product as uncharacterized. The transcript is spliced from 4 exons. Gene Ontology annotation, biological process: protein N-linked glycosylation. The record is from RefSeq and is a predicted model, not a curated record. Gene Ontology annotation, cellular component: oligosaccharyltransferase complex; membrane. Bases 31 to 903 code for a protein of 290 amino acids. NCBI's taxonomy places the organism in Eukaryota, Fungi, Ascomycota, Eurotiomycetes, Chaetothyriales, Herpotrichiellaceae.
AGCAGUUCUACGACUGGACAACACAUCACUAUGAGGUUACAAGGCUUGCUAUCGCAGGCAUUCCUGCUGGUGUCAGCUCUAACGUCGACCUCCGUAGCCGCCUCCUGGACUUUUACUGAUGGCUCGGUGAACGUUGUAGCCAAGGGCGCAGGCGUCGGAGGUGGCCUCAAGGAGCAGCUUCUCCCCUCCAAAGCACUCUCGAAGCCGGUGACAAUUGGCGCCGCCGAUACUCUCAAAGUCACCUUAACCGUACAAGACGGCAAGACCGCCAAACGUCCACACCAAGCGUUCCUCCUGCUUCAAGACUCCUCGAAGAAACUAGACAUCUCAUACCCGUUCAGCGUCAAAGAGUCGGGAAAAGCAAAGGUCGAGCUGACACACAAGGACCUUCCAGCACAAUUUCUCCGGUCCUCCUCACCUCUAUCUGCGAGCAUCGUCAUUGCCUCCUUUGGCUCCUCAGCAGGGUACAACAGCGAAGCGUUUCCUUUGACUAUUGAACUGGACCCAAACAUCCCUAUUCCAGUAGCAGAGAAACCCGUACGAUAUGGAAAACUGCCCGAAAUUCACCACAUUUUCCGGUCGGACCCAAAGAGCCCAAAUAUUACAAUCAGCAGCUUCUUUCUGCUGGCAGUUGUGGCGACCUUCUCGCCUUUAUUCGGAGCUUGGGCAUAUCUAGGCGGCAACAUCAAUCACAUUUCAAAAGCCAUGUCCGACGCUCCUCUCUCGCACGCGCUGUUCGUCGGCUCUAUUAUUGGCAUCGAAGGCGUUUUCUUCCUCUACUAUACUGUGUGGAACCUUUUUCAAACAUUACCUGUCCUGGCUGCUCUUGGGGUGGUGGCAUUUUUGUUCGGGAGCAGAGCGCUUACCGAGGUGCAAGGACGUCGUUUGGCCGGUCUGCGUUGAGAUUACAAAAAGAAACGCAAUUAUGGGUACCAUCUUGUACAACAACAAGCUGCCGGGAAGGCGUGCUUGCCUCGAAAGUAUAGGUAUGAUGGAUUUGAAUUGAAGUAUAACGAACGACAGCGGUGACUACUUUACAUGUCUCAAGAGCUGUUAAACUACAAGUGAUCCUUCUAUCAAUCGACAACUCCCCGAUUGACCUGAAAUCAGGAAGAUAUUGCAAGAAAAUUCCAACCCCAGGAUCUAUAAUA